This is a messenger RNA of Plodia interpunctella (Indianmeal moth), 5847 nucleotides long. RefSeq lists its product as uncharacterized. The transcript is spliced from 33 exons. Gene Ontology annotation, molecular function: protein binding. NCBI's taxonomy places the organism in Eukaryota, Metazoa, Arthropoda, Insecta, Lepidoptera, Pyralidae. The record is from RefSeq and is a predicted model, not a curated record. Bases 724 to 5736 code for a protein of 1670 amino acids.
GCAUUAUUGCAAUUGCAAUUAGACUUUCACCGGCACUUUUUCACAUCAAAUUUUAAAUCUUAAUUGUUUCAUAUUUGUCAAAAAGCUACAAACUACUGGCAUUUCGGAAUGACCACUGAAGAAAUUCCUGCAGAUGUUACCACAAUUAAACUACUUUUGUGUCUCGUUUUUGUGAAAGGGUUAAACAUUACUAUAGGCACUUUCAAGUACUUGCAUUGCACGAAUACAAUAAGUAGGUGUCACAGAAAAUUUUCCAGUCUUACCUGUGGUACUACCGGUAGUACUACUAUUAGUACUACCAACUAGAGAUAGCUAGUGACUGUAGAUACCUGCCGUAUAUUUAAUACAAAACUAUUUUAUUUUCGUAGCCAACUAUCGAUAAUAUUGUCCAAUCGAUACAAGCUCGUCGCUAGCUCUAAUCGAAAAUCUAAAUAGUUGCCUAGCAACGAAUAACAAGAUUCGUUUUCGUUAGUCUAUCGUCAUAUUCUUUGAACAAGACGCGUUCGAUUUCCUAAAAACAAAAAAAUAAAUACGCUUUGGUGCAUAUAAUUUUUCUUGACGACCAGUAUUCUUAAAUCAAAUUUGAAAAUUAAUCGAUUCUUACGGUAUAUUUAAAAGUGCAGGUUUAAUCGAUAAUGGCCGCGACCUUAACAUUUAAGUGCAGUAUUGAUUAAUAAAGUCCUCGGAACUAGGUCAGGUGAGAAUCUCUCUAGAGAUAGAGUCAUGGAUGAGCGUACUAUAGACCUGAUUUUUGGAGGUUCGCUGAAGAGCCUUCCUCCGGUCAGCUCGAAGAUCGUGAGGAUAUUCACCAGUUCCACAUUCACGGAUACAACUAUGGAAAGGAAUACGCUGAUGGCAAAAUGCUAUCCCAGAAUUAAGGAUUACUGCAGGGAAAAGCAUGGCUUAGAAUUUCAGGUAGUGGACAUGCGAUGGGGGGUGAGGGACGAAGCGACAGACGACCACAUGACCACAGAACUGUGCAUGAGAGAGAUCAAGAAUUGCCAGCGGCUUUCCAUGGGGCCCAAUUUCGUUGUGUUUCUGGGCCAGAAAUAUGGCUACAGACCGAUCCCAACAUACGUACUGUCGUCCGAGCUGCAGAUGCUGCGAGACGAGCUGGCUGCCGGCGGGGUAGACGUCAUACUCCUGGAUACAUGGUAUAAGAAGGACUCGAAUGCCGUGCCUCCGGUAUCCGUUCUCCAGCCCAUAUCAUCUAUCCUCAUCAACUUUAAUAACAAGCGAGUACCAAAACUACAAGCCGAAGACCAAGCCGUGUGGUGGGACACCCUGAACAAGAUGCAGAAACUGUUCAGAAAGGCCUCCCUGCAACUUUACAACGCUGGGAAGAUUGACAAGGACACCAUGCAUAACUAUUUCAUGUCAGUGACUGAACGAGAAGUGAUUAAUGGUGUUCUCAACGUGAAGAAUACGAAGAAUCACUGUCUAGCGUACGUCAGAUACAUCAAUAACAUCAAUCUCCAGAACCUGAAGAAGGCUAGCAAUUUCGUCGAUAUCCUCAACAGGAGUUUGGACACUGAGGCUUCAAAGCUCCUUGCCGAUUUAAGGGAUGUUAGGCUCCCGGAAAAGAUUGAGACUACUAAUAUCCAAAAAUAUACUGUGGAAUGGAUUGGUCGAGACGGUCUUGACCCAGAGACCCACGGGGAAUAUCUCAACCACUUCAUCACUCACUUCUAUAAGAAUAUUGUCAAAUUAGUUGACAGGGCCAUGCGUAAGGAAGAUAGUAGUGCCCAGGGUCAGAUAGUGACAGAGAUUCUGCAACAUCUACAUGCUUGCAACAAUUCUGUAAAGGUGUUCCACGGAAGGGAAGAUGACUUGAAGUUCAUUGAGAAUUAUAUCAAGAAUUCUUCAGACAAACCUCUCGUUCUUUAUGGUGAAGGUGGCUGCGGCAAAACGAGCCUUCUAUCAAAAAGCGCCGCAAAGUGUCUGGACGAGUGGUUCGCUGACGUGAGACCCACCAAUGUGAUAAGGUUUCUUGGCACUACGCCGGAUUCCAGCGCGCUUACUCCUACCCUCAUUUCUAUUUGUCAGCAGAUAUCAUACAACUUCGCGUUGCCCUUCGAGGGCAUCCCUGAUGACCUGGUACCGCUAACAGCGUACUUCAAGCAGUUAUUGACGAUAGCUACAGAACAGCAGCCUCUGCUGCUCUUCUUGGACUCUGUGGACCAGCUCACCGGGAUAGGCACGGAGAACAACAAAGUAUCUUGGUUGCCGACACGACUACCGCCGCAUUGUAAAAUCAUGGUGACUUGUGCUCGGGAGGAGACUAAUCCAGAGGUUUCAAAGGAAUACGAGGUCCUGAAGCGUAUGAUUGACUCUGAAGAGAACUUUCUUGAGGUGACCGCUUUGGGAGAAGACCUGGCUAUGCAAGUUUUGAAGCUCUGGAUGGCCUCGGCAGCUCGCGAUCUUUCAAAUUACCAGUGGCGGUUGGUCUCUAACGCUAUAAGCUCAUGUUCUUUGCCUAUAUUUGUCAAAUUGGUAUUCGCUGAGGUGUGCCGCUGGAGAAGCUAUACCAAGCCAACGGAUACGCACCUCGCAUCAACUGUAAUGGAUUCAAUUAUGAUGUUGUUUGAGAGGAUCGAAAAACAGCAUGGUCGUCUACUGGUGUUCCACGCGCUGGCCUACAUCACAGCAGCUCGCAGUGGUCUCUCGGAGACAGAGCUGGAGGACCUGAUCUCUUUGGAUGACAAGGUCUUGGAUGACGUCUACCAAUACCAUCUGCCUCCUGUCAGGAGAAUACCUCCUUUGCUUUGGACAAGGAUACGUAAUGACCUCCCAAACUACCUCUCAGAGAGGGAAGCAGAUGGAGUAUCUGUGAUGAACUGGUACCACCGGCAGUUCAGAGACACGGCCCGGGAGAGGUACUUCAAGAAUAUGAACAUGGCUAUGUACUUCCAUUCGAUGAUUGCGGAUUAUUAUCUAGGCAUUUGGGGUGGAGGAACCCCGAAGCCAUUCAAGUAUACAGAGAUCCAACGCCACCGCUUCAACCUAGCCGACAAGGAAGGUAUAGCCGAUAGAAAAGUGCCUCUCCAACCACUGGUCUUCACCUCAGCUGAUGGUGCUACUAAGAGAUACAAUCUGAGAAAGUUUGGCGAACUACCCUUUCACCUGGUCCGUUCGAAACGCUUCACGGAUCUCUAUGCAGAAGUACUUUUCAACUACGAAUGGCUCCAUGCCAAGCUAAACUGCUGCCCCCUACAAGCGGUCUUAGCUGACUUCGAAGACGCCAAGCUACAUGUCAAUAAAGACGCCGUCAGAGAAUUAAUGCUAGUAGCCGAUGCGCUUCGCCUUGGAGGAGCUAUCCUUGGCACUUAUUCAGACAUGUUGGCUCCUCAACUGGUUGGGAGACUGUUGCCUGAAGCUCCUCACAACCCUGCAGUCGCGUCGUUACUGAAGCAAUGUCAUGAUAAAGGGAAGAACCAUUGCGCGUUGCUGCCCAGUCAUCAUUGCUUGCAUACUCCGGGGGGACCUUUGAAGUAUUCCCUGGAAGGUCACCAGUUCGCAGUGUUCGCUUUUCGGCUCAGUUCGGAUAAGCGCUACGUGGUCUCCAUAUCCAGUCGGGUUAUAUCCUGGGACCUGUCAACAUCGGACCUGGCUCGGGACCUGUGCCCUCAGCUGGAAGGCAUCAUGCAGAAUUUAGAGCUAUCGCCUGACAACAAAUGGGCUGCAGCUUCUACUAACAAUUCAGUUUCUAUGCUGCUGAAUAUGCUGACCAGUGAAUACAUCACAAUCAACAAUCCUCUUGAUGAAGGAGAAACUGUAAGAGGAGUGGCAGUCCUGAACCAUCACAUGGUCAUCUAUGGUCCUCGCUCGUGGGUUCAGUAUUCAAUGAGAGGAGAACACGAACAAACCCUUCCUGUGCCCGAUACUGCGCCGUACGAGGGCGAUAUUUGGGAAAUACUUUCGAUCGAGUUCAGAGAUCUUGAAAACUUUGUCCUAGUGAUGUGGAGUGGUGAUUUGGACGAGGACAGACUUCUGGUGCAGUUCUGCAAAGAUGGCGUUUGGAUGCAACCCCUAAGGUGUCGGGGCGCCAUGGCCUUGAAUAAGAACUGGACCAAAAUCUAUACUAGUGACCCUGAAAGGGGAUAUCAGAUAACAAUAUUCGAGUUGAACGUAGAAGCGUCCAAAUGGAUCAAGUGCCAGGAGCUGAACCACAUGGAAACAGAUACUGCAGAGGCCGUGUUGCAGUUGAAAAGAGGCAAGAAAGACCGCAUGCUUUUGGCCACGACCACAUACAGCUUUGUGGUAUGGGACUUCGAUUACACAAUACCGAGGGACAAACACGAAAUUGAAAUUAAAAAGAAGAAAGGAGAGAACAAGAGAGAUGAAGAGGAAGAAGAAAAGCAGGAUGAACCAAAAAAAGACCAUCGCAUUGAAGGCAUAGUCCUGAAGCUGCCGCACACAAUAAGAAACAUAUCGACCAAGAUGACCCUCUCCAACUCUUUUAUGAUCAGCAAGAAUAAUGUUUACGCUGUGGCUGGAGUCAGAAAGAACCUGUACGUAUGGAGCUUGGAGACGACCAAGUUGAUAAAAGUCUUGGACGCGCACUUCGGCAGAAUCGUCCAACUGGAACCACUCACCGUGGGUUCAUGGAACAACGUCAUCACCUCCUCCAUCGACAGAACUGUCAAGAUCUGGAACAUAGACAAUAUCUUCGAACAAGUCCAUAAGAUCGACAGGCAGGAGUUACCAAUUGAUUCUAUCAGUCUAGCCCGCGACCAGCGCCUGGCGGCGACCGCCACACGGAGUUGCUGGGGUCUGUGGGACACCAGCACUGGGAAACUUAUAGCUCAGCUGGCUGAUGCUCCUCUAGGGGCCAUUGUGACACAUGCGGUCAUCACGCCUAGUGGGGAGAAUGUUAUCACUGCUGAAUCGGGAAACGUGGUCAUUUGGGACACUCCAGAAAAACAGGUCAUAUUUAAAGAAGAGCAAAAGGGCGUGAAGCAGGUUCUUCUUCUAGAAGAUGGCACGAAAUUCAUCACCAUCUCCAUGAAAUCCGCUGCGGACAAUGUUGACAGUGUUGCCAUAGCUGCUAUUGUUGCUAGGACUAUACCCGACGGUGAAAAGAUCUACACGGCGGAGUACGAAGUAAGGAGCAUGGUCUACCGAGCUGCAGUGGUAUCAGUGGAUGAGCACCACAUCGUGGCGCCAGGGGUGGACAAGUCUUCUAGGGAUUGUUUGCAUGUGUUUCAUGCCAAGACAGGAACUAGGUUACAUAGGAUCCCAAUCAAGAACAGCGGAAUCAAGGAUAUCCAGUCAAUCGUGGCGCUGCCUCACAAGCCUCUGUGGGUGGCUGUGGUGGGCAGCGACAAGGCUGGGAUUCUGGACAUCAAGACGAAACGACACGUCAGAAUCGUCCCACGAUGGAACGGCGCUUGCACCAAAGACGGCAAGAUUGGUCUUUGCGCACCCUCCAGAGGAGGUCUUGACUUGAUCGAGCUGAAACGCGGGACCACCAUUGAGCCUCUCAUAUCAAGGGCUGCUGAAGGAGUCUUCUCGAUCAUCACCAUGUUUAGCUCCGAUGACCUGUACGUGUUUUAUUACCACAGCGGCAGAAAGACCUUGAGAGUUUUCAGAACUGUGGAUGGCAAAGCGGUAGCCGAAUACAGGGCUCCAGCAGAAGUGACAGGUGUGGCGAGUGCGCACGGGGGCAAAGCCUUAGCUAUAGCCUCUCAAGAUGGCUGCCUCACCAUCUUGAACAUUGUCGAUCCUAACGAAUAGUGUAAGAGUUAAAAAUCGUUUGCAUAUCAUUAAAUAUGUUAUUUUACUCAAUUAAGUACUUAAAUCAAGUGUACAAAAUCUUUAAUUAAUUACAAAACUGAUUUGAUUGUA